AUGAAGACCGAAGACGACUCUUCCGACUUCGUAUCCGCCGUGCCUCCCGCCCCAGCCUCCGAGUCCGACCCGGCCCUCAGCCUGCGCCAUUCCGGCGCCGCUGCCGACCCAGAUCCUGCCGGCCCCUCCGCCUCGCCCUCCAGGCCCUCUCAGUCCAAGCGGACCGUCUGUGAUCACUGUAGGAGACGACGAAUUCGCUGCGACGGGCAGCUUCCCUGCCAGCAGUGUCUCAAUGCCAGCUUGACUUGCAAGCGGGAUCAUGUUCCCAGGAAGCGUGGUCCCAAGAGGGGCCAUGGCCGCGUCAUCAACGAGUUGAGAGCGCGGGAGAAGGAGAGAGACAGCAGAGACAACAGUGCAGAACCUGAGGUCCAGCCAGCCCGCGUCGCCUACCCGUCAACAGCAUUACCACAGGAUGUCUCAUGGCGGAACAACGCCUCAGAUCCUCGCAAUGGGCCAGAACCAAGGAGCAUCUUUACGUCCGAUCAGCACCAACCUCUCCACCGGCCCUUCCUGCAUCUUAUCCCGCAAUGUGUUGACCUCUACUAUGAACACAUCUAUCCCAUCAUGCCAGUCCUCUACAUGCCAGCCAUCCGUUCCAUGAUCGCGAGGCAGAUGACGCCGUCCGAAAAGAACCUUAUUUUUGCCCUAUGUGCUCUGGUAAGCAUGCACAUGUCCGGGAAAAGCCUCAGCUUUGACGGCCCAGCGUCGUGGGAAGACGCCGGCCGCUUUUUCCUGGACGAGUGCGUGUCCAACCGGCAGUCCUAUGAUUUCAUGGAGGAUGCGUCGCUGCAUGCCGUUAUCUCCUCGUUUUGGUUGUCGACUUCUUUCUUCGAGAUAAAUCAGAACCGGAAGUCUUGGUUGUAUUUGAGGGAAGCACUCACCCUGGCUCAGGACAUGGGACUGCAUGAUGAUUCAACAUACGUUAGCUUAACCCCUCAGGAGGCCCUGUGCAGGCAACGGGUAUUCUGGAUAUUGUUUGUCACUGAAAGAUCUUUCGCCAUUCUGCGCAACAAACCCAUCACUUUUAAGAAGACGCCGAUGUUACCCACGACGCGUCACUCCUACGAAUCACCGGACAUCCAUGCUGGAUUUCUGCAGCUGGUGUCGUCUUACACGCCUCUGGACGAGUCGUUUGUAUCGGCUUGGAACGAAGGAUCUGAUCCUCGGGUCAGUGCGACUACUUACCUUGCUCUCCAGAAUCUUCUGGCCCAGCCUCCUUCCUUCCUCCAGCGAUCUCGCGCCACUACGCCGUCUUCAGACUCGGCGCCGAUUUUCUCUGCACCCGUGACAGCAGCACCAUCAGUCUCGGGCUCGAACGACGAUGCCGACGAGGAAAUAAUACUAUCUGAGCCAACUGCUAUUCAGAAGGCCGACCUGCUCGUCACCCAGCAGUGGCUGAGGCUAAUUGUGUGGCAAGCUUCGUUUCGCCAGAGCUUACUGAGCUGGACAGCCCCACACGAGAGCAUGCAUUUCGCCUUCCCUUUGGCAAUCGCGCGCUCGACAGCUGCCGUCCUGCAGAGCCUUCCCAGCACCGCAGUCGAAGUACACGGCAUGGGGAUGUUCGAGAAGAUUUUCGAGAUUGGCACCUGGUGCAUGAAUGUGCUCGGUGCAGUCGACCGCGCCAGUGCCGCUGGAACCCCAAUCAGUGGACUCGGCUCCUUGAGUGGCGGCUUGAUGGGGAUGGACUUCCUGCCCGGAAGCGGGGACCUCGGUGUUCUCGGUGUCAGCAGGAAAGGCGCCGCCAUCGACCCACUCGAGUUCUUUGUCCGCACCCUCAGCGCAACGCCAAACAGCAGAACGCAGUUCGCUGAUAGACUGCUGAUGUUUGCCCAGGAGCGACCGGGCGGAAUGAGAAUGGUAUUGACACCGUCGCUCACAUCGCCAAUCCUCGGACCCGAGGGCAUGUCUCUCUCGUGGCUAACCGGCUCAACCGGUGGCAGCCAGCAAAUGGGUGGCAUCCUCGGGGAGGUGGUCAAGGACGAGCAGGAGCCGGAUCCCGAUUCCGAGAUGUAUUCGAUGGGUGGCAACCUUAACGCCGGACAGUCAAGCUCGUCUUUCCUUGGCGACCCGCUGCUUGACCCUGACAACGUCAAUGCCUUCAGCACCGCCCUAAACAGCGUAGCUGCGGGUCAGCGCUCUAUCCCGGCAUCUAUGCCGUCGCUGACGACGACCUCGGUGCCGCUUCCGGACUGGACGAGCGACGUCAACGGGGGGCCCCAGCAGGACUGGGAGUACGACCUGACCAGUCCGCUAGUGGACAGUUUCAGUAACCACGUCUCGGCCUACAACAGUGGCACGGGGACACCGAUCGGGUCAUUCACUCCUGGGACGUUCUCGAGACAGGACUCAGGAGACUCCUUGUACCAAUAUCAGCAAAGGCAGCGUCAGCAAUUCACGAGUGGGUUCAACAAUGGUGGGAGCUCCAGCAGCAUCGGUAUGACCAAUGAAUAG
Messenger RNA from Diaporthe citri, 2451 nucleotides. RefSeq lists its product as uncharacterized. Gene Ontology annotation, biological process: regulation of DNA-templated transcription; DNA-templated transcription. The record is from RefSeq and is a predicted model, not a curated record. Gene Ontology annotation, molecular function: DNA-binding transcription factor activity, RNA polymerase II-specific; zinc ion binding; DNA binding. Lineage: Eukaryota; Fungi; Ascomycota; Sordariomycetes; Diaporthales; Diaporthaceae. The transcript is spliced from 4 exons. Bases 1 to 2451 code for a protein of 816 amino acids.